CGGAAACACCGAAGGGCAGGGCCGAUGGCUCCUCCUCCGGCGCGACUAACGACGAGAUCACAGGGCAGGGGAAAAGGUUCUCAGAUGGGCCUGAUAGUUAGCAAAAGAGCAGCAUGGAGACCUCCCAGGAGAGCAUCAACGCUGAGCGGGGCUGGUACGUCUCUGCGCAGCAACCCGAAGAGGCGGAGGCGGAAGAGUUGAGUCCGUUGCUAAGCAACGAACUUCACAGACAGGGAUCCUCAGGUGUUUCAUUUGGUUUCUCAGUGUUUAAUUUGAUGAAUGCCAUCAUGGGAAGUGGCAUCCUUGGCUUAGCUUAUGUUAUGGCUAAUACCGGUAUCCUUGGAUUUAGUUUCUUGCUGCUGAUAGUUGCUCUCCUGGCUUCUUACUCAGUCCAUCUUCUGCUCAGUAUGUGUAUUCAGACAGCUGUAACAUCUUAUGAAGAUCUUGGACUCUUUGCAUUUGGAUUACCUGGAAAGGUGGUGGUGGCAGGCACCAUAAUAAUUCAGAAUAUUGGAGCUAUGUCAUCUUAUCUUUUCAUUAUUAAAACAGAGCUUCCUGCUGCUAUUUCAGAAUUUUUAACUGGAGACUACAGUGGAUCUUGGUAUCUUGAUGGACAAACACUACUAAUAGUCAUUUGUGUUGGUAUUGUGUUCCCUCUUGCACUUCUUCCCAAAAUAGGCUUUCUUGGCUACACAAGUAGUUUAUCAUUUUUCUUUAUGGUGUUCUUUACUCUUGUGAUAAUAAUUAAAAAAUGGUCCAUCCCUUGUCCUCUAACAUUAAAUUACUUAAAGGAAUGCUUCCAGAUUCCAAAUGUUACAGAUGAUUGUAAACCAAAGCUCUUUCAUUUCUCCAAAGAGAGUGCAUAUGCUAUACCAACCAUGGCUUUUUCAUUUCUGUGCCAUACCUCAAUAUUGCCCAUAUAUUGUGAACUUCAAAGCCCUUCAAAGAAAAGAAUGCAGAAUGUAACCAAUACAGCAAUUGCUUUAAGUUUUCUCAUUUAUUUUAUAUCUGCACUCUUUGGGUACCUUACUUUUUAUGGCAAAGUGGAGUCAGAAUUACUACAAGGUUAUAAUAAAUACUUACCACAUGAUGUUGUUGUCAUGACUGUGAAGUUGUGUAUCCUAUUUGCUGUGCUUUUGACAGUCCCUCUAAUCCACUUCCCAGCCUUCCAGAUGUGGAUCACUUUCAACAGAUUCUCAACCAUCUUUCAAGCAUUUGUGCCACACUUUUAUUUGUGGUGCACUCAUUGCAUCAUCCCUGAAAGUCUUCUGAAUCAUCCGAAUCGUUUCCACGGAGGAAUGUUCAAGCUUAAUGCAAAAUUUGAUGCAGAUUCAUUGCUCUACUAGCACAGUCAUUUUGAAUGUGACGGCCACACAGUACACAUGCUCACACAAUGGCGUCUGGCACCCCACUGAAUAGUACAGUGAAGUCGUAGUUGUUCACGCAUGUGCAUUCCAGUCCACUCUCCUUGGCUGCCAGGUUGCAUUGGUAUUGUGCAAACUGAUGUUUUCCUGACAGACUUUGUAGUGCUGUUUUCCUUGGCAUUCUGAAUCACUGCGUGUCUAUCAUCUGUAGUUCUCUCACUGCAAAUGUACGUAUUUCACUGUGUCAUUGCUCCAGAUGCUGUGUUAUUUUUUGGAAGGGCAGUAUGUGGAUAAAAGCGGCAGGAACGAAAAGUCCUAAAGGCAGAGACCAAGGUCCUUCUUUUCUCUGGGAAACUAGGGACAGUGGAGCUAUUUUUCCAUUCAGGAAUAUCCGCCUUAUUGGGAUUACUUGCAUUCCCAAGCAUGGGACUGGCUGGAGCAAUUGCCCUUCCUCCAACAGCAAUGUCACUUGAUUUCCAGGAGGUAAUUCCAUCUUCUUUGAGGUCACUGUCUGCAGUGCUGAUCUGACUCCUUUUUGGAUAUGUCACAACUGAAGGAACAGCUGGUCCAGCAUGGUCACUGUAACGUCUCUGCUUCUGGCUUGAAGAAACAGUUCUCUGUACUUCGUGUUGGGGAGACUGGCCACUGCCGAUGUUGAGAUCACUGCUCAGCCUAACCUUAGUAAGUGAAAGGUUGCCACUUGAGCUGGAAUCACUAGCAUCCAGCUCUGAAGAUUUUCUCCCCAACAACAAAUAUGUGGCUGUAAUUUCAUCAUAUUUCAUUUUACUAAAAGAUUCUUGAAUUUCUUGUGAAUAUCCCAUUCUCACCAAAAUGUCUAUUCUUUUCUGGUCUGAGAUGUCUAGUUCUGGUUCAACAAAUGGUUUAAGUUCAUCUUCCUUAUGCCCUGCAUUGAGCCACCUGUGCUUCAUGAUUUGCUCUAGAGUGCCUCAUUUAAUUUGAUUUAGCACCAGGAAACGUUUGAGAAGUUUUCUACCUUAGACGUAUAGAAAGGGAUUGUGAUAUUUCCCUCUUAAUAUGCUCAUUCUCAGUUCUUUCAAGUUUUGCCCAAAAAAGGGAAGUGAGCCAGUGACAAACAUAUACAGGAUCACCCUGAGACUCCAUACAUCAACCUUGGUAUUUCUUGCCCUGGAAGAGCUUUGGGGCUGAGUAUGGAAGACUGCCACAAAAUGUUUCUAGUUUACUGCCAAAAGUAAAUUCAUUGCUUAAACAAAAAUCUGCUAUUUUGAUGUUCAUAUAGAUUUU
Molecule: messenger RNA, 2627 nt
Organism: Microcebus murinus (gray mouse lemur)
Lineage: Eukaryota; Metazoa; Chordata; Mammalia; Primates; Cheirogaleidae
Source: RefSeq, a predicted model, not a curated record